Molecule: messenger RNA, 2944 nt
Organism: Callorhinchus milii (elephant shark)
Lineage: Eukaryota; Metazoa; Chordata; Chondrichthyes; Chimaeriformes; Callorhinchidae
Gene: tcaim
Product: T cell activation inhibitor, mitochondrial
Exons: 12
Coding region: 620-2101 (493 amino acids)
Cellular component (GO): mitochondrion
Source: RefSeq, a predicted model, not a curated record
UCUGGUCUGGGGGUGUGCGGGUGAUUGCUCUGGUCUGGGGGUGUGCGGGUGAUUGCUCUGGUCUGGGGGUGUGCGGGUGAUUGCUCUGGUCUGGGGGUGUGUGGGUGAUUGCUCUGGUCUGGCGGUGGUCUCGCGAUGGUUGAGGUGAGCAAUUACAAACUCCCUUCUUAUCAUCCGGAACACCCAGGCGAAGUAAUGAAAAGGUCGAGGAACUCUCAAAAUUGUCCACACAUUGUCAUCAGUGAUGAAAAGUGGCCAAAAUUCCACAUAGAGCAAAUGCGGAGGAUGUUUUUCCCAAGUUUUCCAGGAUGGUAGUAGCUGUCAUGAAUUGUAACAGACAAUACCUGUGACUGAAUGAAAAAGGCUUUCAUAAGCUUCUGGCUUUUACAAUGAGCAGUGAAGGAGUGUAUGAGUUAAAGGACUUUGAAGGAAGUAGAGAUAUUUGAAAACUGCUGUACUGUAGAGUCCCUCUUUGUGAAAGGUUCACUCUUAGGACUUGGAGCAUUGCCAGUUGUUGCAGUAGUGGAGGCCACAUGCAGGUGCUGCUGUGUUCAGACCAGGUCCUGAUGAGGUAUCAAGGCCACCAGUUUCCUCAGUUUGUUCAGGAAUCUGAACCAAAAUGCUUUCUCUUGCUCUGAGGUUCUGCUCAGAAAGUGCUUUCAGCUACCAAAUCUGCCAAAUGCGGACAUUAUCAGCGACCGAUGCUGUGAAUGCAUUGAGACCAUUUUACUUUGCUGUGCACCCAGAUUUCUUUGGACAACACCCAAGAGAGAGGGAAGUGAAUGAGAAUUCCCUUAAACGGCUAAAUGGCUAUUUGGAGGGCCUGCAAAGACCUGGCUACAGGCCCCUCAAACCCACUCAUCUCACCUUUUACAUGAGAGAGACAGACAGUUGUACAAACCUCUCCCGGCAAUGCUUAAAUCUGUCAGGCUUUCGAACAGUCAGCUUCACACUACAAUCCAAGGACCUUCUCAGCACAAUUGUAAAUAUCCUGAAAUCCUGCCGCUUGUCCACUGAACAUAUGCAGGACCUACAAACUGCUGAGGGCUUACAACAACGACGACAACAACAACAACAGACCAGUGCUGCUCCAUUCUGCCGACCUCUUCACUGGAACAAAACCUUUUAUGCUUUUACUGGACACAAAGACCCAGAAGAGGAGCUGGAGGUUGCUCGGCAGAUAGAACCUAUACUUGGGUUGUGGUUGGACAAAAACAUAGCUACUGCCACCAAGAAGUUAAAUGAUAGUGUUCCACUUCGUGAUGAGCUUGAUUGUUUAAAAUCAACACUUUGUCAGCAGCUGGAGCUGUUGGAUGUCAGGUGGCACAGAAGUUGGGGAGUUUCUCAUCGUUGCAGCCAGUUGCACAGUUUAAGUCGUUUUGCCCAGCAGAACUCACACGCACUUCAGAAUAUGAAAGGAUGCACACUGAUCUUUACAGAUCACACAGGGAUGAAUGCUGCAGGGCAGGUGAUGCUGGGAACAGUAGAUGUCCAUUAUCAGUGGACCAAACUGUUGGAGAGGUUGCCAAGCUACUAUAAUCUUCACAGUCAAGUUUCCUUGUUAGAAGAAAGAAUAAGCUAUCUUCUGGGAGAUGUACAAUUAAUUUAUGAUGAAGAUCUCCAAUCAAUAUUGAUGCUAGAGGAUUAUUACACUAUGUUGAAGGGCUUUCAUCAGAGAGUGUCUGUCCAUAGACCUCUCUUUCAUCCACGAAGUCUAAAAGGACUACAGAUGAUUCUGGAUAAUGAUUGCUCUGCUCCAAAAUUACUUGAAAGUGGUCAGUUCAGCAUCCCGACUAAGUGCGACCCCAUUGUCCUCCAGUGGUUCAUUGUAACCCAUGCAGAGAAAGCCAGGAAGAACCUGAAAAGAAAGGAGGAACUAAAAGUGGAAGAGGAAAAGCUGAUCCGGGACUGCACGGUGAAGUUCGGUCUCUACAAAUUGUAUAAGGAGUCGGGUGUUUCCAGUGAACAGAUGGUGAAAUGCUGUCAAAGACUGUUUGAGGAACAUGUCACUGAACUGCAAGGAACGCACCUUUGCGUUUCCCACUUCUAUUCCGUGUUACAGGAUGGUGACCUCUGCAUUCCUUGGGACUGGAAGAAGUAAAAGGAAGAAAGAAAUAUGCAUUGGCUUUAUGUUUCUGGAUUGAGACUGCUAUUGAAUGACUAGUUAUAGUGAAGUGUGACCAUGUGAAGUGAAUUCUUGAAUGAAACUGGCUUUGUAUAAGGGGAAGUGUUCAUGAUAUCCAAGUGAGAAAAUUCCACUUACCAGCUCACCGGGGGCCAUCAUUUACAUUGAUGUAAGCUGAAAACAAACCUCAUCAGAAUAAGUGUCAGCAGCUCCUUAAUCCAUGGCGGGAGGGAGAGAGAAAUUCCACCGAGGUCUAGACUUACAUUAUUUUCUUAAUAUUUCAGAGGGUUAACAUGGCAGAGUUUUAAAUGUAGUUUUAAACUGUAGGCAGUGAGAACAUAGAAAACUGGCUAUAUUUUACAGCCACAUUUAACAAUUUGCCAAAUUCUGCCCCUGCUGAAAUGCUGAGAAAAUAGGGUAAAUCUAGACUAAGGUGGAAUUUUCUCCCACUCCCUUAAUCUGCACAUGGCUUGUUAUUUUCUUACCACUAAUCUUUUGUGUCUGACUCAAAAUUUACAGAAAAGGGAGAUUUUGUUAAUAGGAAUCUUUUCCAGUGGGCAAUAUUGACGUGUCUGUAUUGAUGAGUAAAAAGCUAAUUGAGGAGACUUAUAAAAUUGGGAAUUUCUUCAUUCUUCAUGCCCACAUUUUUAGAAAGUGUAAGAAAUACAGUAGUGACUUGUAUCAUUUACAACACAGAGCAGCAUUGUAUUGUGAAAAAACAUUAAUGGAAGUUUACCUAACCUUGAAAUGUUACAUGGCCAAAUCCAAUCUUUGCUGAAAACAUCAUCUGCCAAUAAUAAAGACUGUGAGUUGAUUUCA